This is a messenger RNA of Plasmodium coatneyi, 1746 nucleotides long. RefSeq lists its product as uncharacterized. Gene Ontology annotation, cellular component: small-subunit processome; nucleolus; 90S preribosome. The coding region runs from base 1 to 1746 and encodes 581 amino acids. Gene Ontology annotation, molecular function: protein binding. Lineage: Eukaryota; Apicomplexa; Aconoidasida; Haemosporida; Plasmodiidae. Gene Ontology annotation, biological process: maturation of SSU-rRNA from tricistronic rRNA transcript (SSU-rRNA, 5.8S rRNA, LSU-rRNA). The record is from RefSeq and is a predicted model, not a curated record. The transcript has a single exon.
AUGAUCAAGUCGUUCAUAAACAACGGGAUUAAAAUAUACUCGUUAACAUCGGGGAGGGUGAGUCCCGAGAAUGGUGGUGGCAUCGGCAGCGUAGGAAAAGGUAGUGGAAGGAAAAAGAAGAAUGCAUCCAUUGGGGGGAGUGAGAACUCGGUGGAGAUUUUGCACGAUUUGGAAUUUUCACAGAAAAGUGAACAAGUGAAGAUAAGCGAUGACGGGAGGUAUAUCUGUAUCAGUGGGAUGUAUCCACCUCAGGUGGGAUUGUAUGACACGAAAGAAAUGUCUAUAAAGCAUAGGAGGCAUUUCGACGAAGAGGUUGUAAAUUUUGAGUUCCUAACUAGUAACUAUGAGAAGCUAGCUUUUUUAUGCAAAAACAGACACCUAGAAUUUCACAACGCAGCAGGAAAGUACUACAAAAUGAGGAUUCCAAAGGAGGGCAGAAAUUUACUGUAUAAUAGAGAAAAUUCUAAUCUAUAUAUUUGUUCCUCUUUUGACGAAAUAUACGUUUUGAAUUUAAACAAGGGUGGGUUUGAAAGUUCCAUGAGUACGAAAAAUGAACACAACAAUUUUUUAUGUCGAAAUAUGCAGCUGCCUGUUUUGGCUACAGGGGGGUCGAGUGGAUUUUUGGAAAUUUGGGAUGAGCGCGUGAAGAAGAGUAUUUCUUGUUUGGACAUUCAUCAGGGGGAGGAACUAACUGCUGGAUGUUUUUCCGAGAGUGGGUUGAAAUUGGGUGUUGGGACGGAGAAGGGUAUCGUGAAGAUGUACGACAUUCGUCAUAAUAGGCCGCUCCUUGUGAAAGACCACUGCAACGAUUUGGCCAUUAAGAAGAUCGAGUUUGUUAGCAUCGGCAGGAGUGGUGGAGGCAGCACUGCAGUAGGAGCUGGCAGUGGAACGUUUACUAAUGAGCGCUUUCUCCGUGGUGGUGGUCAGUGUGGCCCCCCCGUCGCAGGUGGAAGCGGUUCAAACGAGUACGUCACAUCUGCAGACGCGAACUGCAUAAAAAUAUACAACGAGAACAAUCCCAAUUUGUUGUCUUUCCAUGUUGUGAAUAGGGAGAGCGAAAGUGGAAAGAGUAAAGGUGGGUCAAAAAAAACAAACGCGUUCAAAUUACUUGGAAACGAUACGAUAAGUAUCAAUUCGUUUACCUUUUAUAAAAACUCGGGGUUAUGUUUCAUCCCCUGUGACAGUACGAAUGUUUCCCUUUACUUCAUUCCCUACAUUGGGAUUGCCCCCAAGUGGUGUAACUUUCUCGAUAACAUCACGGAGGAGUUAGAAGAAAGAGAGAAAUACGACAACAACAGGGAUGAUGGUGACACGCAGUAUGCCAACACGAAUGACCUCUUCGACGAUUAUGUAUUUGUUUCGAACGAACAAGUGGAAAGGAUGAAUAUAAGUCACCUGAAAGGAACGCCCAACUUAAUUUCCUACCUACACGGGUACUACAUGCCGUCCAAAAUGUACACAGAUAUUAAGAGCGUCCUUGAAGCCGAUAAUUUGAACCAAGUGAAGAAGGCCAUUGUGCAAAAGCGGCUGGAGAAGAAACAGCAGAUGCGAAUCCCCGACAGAAGCGUUAUGGUGAACAGAGAGUAUGUCGAUAAACUACUCACCAGGGUGAACAAGAAGGUGGACAAAAAGCAGAAGGCUAUCGUGGAUGCCCAGGAGCUGUUGCAAGACGAGCGGUUCAACAAGCUCUUCUACGACCCCGAAUACAUGGUCGAGACGGUCGACUUGGGCGACCAGCCGGGUUGA